Messenger RNA from Coffea arabica (coffee), 444 nucleotides. Its product is annotated as protein FAR1-RELATED SEQUENCE 5-like. The record is from RefSeq and is a predicted model, not a curated record. NCBI's taxonomy places the organism in Eukaryota, Viridiplantae, Streptophyta, Magnoliopsida, Gentianales, Rubiaceae.
AUGGAUUGCAACAAAUUAGCAGAAGAUGAGAUCACUGAGUUAGGAAUGGAGUUCAAUAGUGAAAAGGAUGCGUACAAGUUUUACAACAAAUAUGCCUUUCAAAUGGAUUUUAGUGUACGCAAAGACUAUCUAAAUAAAUACAAAGACAACGUGACCACGUCUAGGAGAUAUAGAUGUUGCAAGGAAGGUGUGAAGCGCAAGUACGAAGGUGAUGUGAUGCCAAAGAGGACACGAGCGCUGACGAAAAUAGGGUGUGGAGAUAAAAUGGUUAUCGUGUUGCUUAGAAGGACAAUGAAGUACCGUGUGCAUGACCUUGUCUUAAAGCAUAACCGUGAGUUGGACAUUGCUCAAUGUUCGCACAUGAUGCUAUCACAAAGAAAAGCGAGUGAGACUCAAGGAUUCCAAACUAAAAUAAGCGAGAAUACUGGGCUUUCAUUGAAAUGA